Messenger RNA from Oldenlandia corymbosa var. corymbosa, 1437 nucleotides. The record is from the annotation of a GenBank genome assembly. Lineage: Eukaryota; Viridiplantae; Streptophyta; Magnoliopsida; Gentianales; Rubiaceae.
CUAGUUUCGAGUACUAGGAGUCUUCUGCCACUCCUGAAACAUGGAUGUAGAGAACGUUAUUUUAAGUCAUCAACAACCAAAAAAAAAAGGGUGGAUUCAGGGCUUAUAUACAUUUGUGUUAGGUGAGCUUUUUUGUAAAAUCUAUGGCGCGCGUUGUGAUCCGUGAACAAAGACAUGAAAAAAGUGAUCUUAUUAAUUUGCUCAUGUGGAUGUGUUGCAGUUUUUGACAGCUAUGGAGAACAUUGGGUUUGUGGCAAAUAUGUCAUCACUAGUUCUGUACUUUCCAUCUUGUGAUGCAAUUUGACCUCUCUGCUUCUGCAAAACACACUAACAAAGUAACAAAUUUCCUCGGAUCAACUUAUUUUGUUGUCCAUACUCAGGGGUUUCGUAUCGGAUGCUUUCUUGAACAGGCUCUAUGUCUGCUUAAUCUUUGGCUUCUUGGAAGUACUGGGGUUGAUUAUUUGCUCUUUAUACAAGCAUAUUCAAAAAACUUGCAUCCUGAUCCCUGCGACGAAUCAAGCUGCUUGGGCCGAGGUGAAGCUCUCAUGUUUUAUUGUGCUUAAUCCUUCUGGCUUUGGGUGCUGGUGGUGUUAAAGGAUCCACGGCGGCUCUUAGCGCGGAUCAAUUUAACCGAAAACAUGAAAAAGAGGCCAGGCCAUUAGCUAGCUAUCUCAACUCACAUCACUUUAGCAUUAUAGUGGGAUCAGUAAUAGGAGUUACAGUUGUUAUCUGGGUAGCUAUGAACAAAGCCUGGUACUGGGGAUACCUGUUAGGAUUGAUCCCCACUUUCAUUGGAUUCGUGAUUCUCGCAAUCGGGUAGCCUUUCUAGCGCUUGCAAACUCCAAGCACUCUCCCCAUUCUUCAGAUAGCUCAGAGUUUUACAGUGCAUUGACACAAUUACCUUAAAACACUUGGGGAAAUUCGUCUUCCCCUUAAAUCGUCUGAAUUUUCCUACGGAUGUUGCUCUGUUUUCCAGGUUGUAGUUGCUGCAAUCCGAAACAGGCAUGUGCCUGUAACAAAAUCCUGGCAAGUUACACGAGACAGAAGAUAAAGAAGCUAUUGCGCACACCAGCCAAAUCAGUAGUUCAACAAUCAUGAACACUUGUAGAGUGAAAUGGCUCGAGGAAUGAUUUGAGUCUCCUCAUGUAUUGUGUUUAAUCUAUAAGAGAUGUUAUUUGUAAUUUUAUAUCCAUACACAACAUUCCCCACAAGCCAUUAUACUCAUACAGAAUUCACUAUUUCCAUCUUUAUAUGAUUAUACGAAUAUAACGUCUAACGUGUGGCCAUAUAUCUGACAGGUUGCUUGACAAAGCUGCUUGUGUUCAACGAGGUUAGAUCCUCUGCCGUGGAAAGUAUGCACACUUACACAAGUAGAAGUAAAGAUUUUGAUAAGGAUGCUUCCUAUUAUAUUCUGCACAAUUAUAAUGAACACAUGUA